GGAGGGGCGGGGGGUGGGGGGGGUCGGGAGGAGAGGCGAUCCUCGGGGAGGUUCCUCCCCGAACGGCGGCAGCCUGGCCGGGCCCGAGAGCUGCCCGCGGUGGGGAGGGGAUAGCGGGGCGGACCCGGAGGACAUGGAGGGCGAGGAGGCCCCGUCAUGGCGGGGUCCCGGCGGGGCCGUGCGGGAGCUCUGCCGCUCCUUCGGCCACUACAACCGGCACCUGGCGCGGCUGCAGCACAACCUGCGAGAGACCAAGAGGUUCUUCCGCGACGUCAAGUUCUCCCAGGGACAUCCCUUCGCCUCGGCGCCUGCCGGUGACGGCCCCCGCUCCGCCUGGGAUGGGGAUGGGGGUCCCGGGGACGGCGGCCCCGGCCCCGUGUCGUUCCCGCGGCACGAGGAGGAGCAGCUGCAGCGCUCGGUGAGCUGGAGGCCCUGCCUGCUGAUCCUGGGCCAGAACUGCCGCGCCAAGGCCCGCCUGCUGAACGUGCUGCUGGGCCAGGAGCUGCUGCCCGCGCCCGGCACCCCGGAGCUGCUGCCUGCCGAGUGCUGCCGGCGCCGCCGGGUGCGCUUCACGCACGGGGCGCGGCCGCGGCUGAGCCUGGCGCUGCCCGGGCAGUACGAGCUGGUGCAGGCGCUGGUGGCACACAGCGGGCACUGGGACACCAUCCCCGAGCAGGACCUGCAGGUGCCCGGGGACGCCGAGGAUCCCGCGCAGAGGGUGGCAGAGCUGGAGGUGGUGCUGCCCUGCGCGCUGCUCAAGGAAGUGGACAUCGUGGUGGCUCCAUGCCGGGGCUUCCAGUCAGCUGAGGCCACCCUGGCCGAGUUUGUGAACCAGGUGCUGCCCGUCGUCACCUUCGCCAUCAGCGAGCCCCGGCUGUCCCCGUCGGACCAGGCAGAACUUCGGGAAAUCAAAGCAAAAUUCUCCCUGCCCAUCUUCUUCCUGCGAAUCCCCGAGGCCGGCGGCGAGCCGAGCUCUCCCAAAACCCCCGGGCGGGACAAAUCCCCGCUGCAGCUGCAGCUGCUGGAGCUGGGAUACCUGAGCCCCUCCGGCCCCUGCGGCUGCGGCGCUCCCGGCUCCUCCGUGCUGGUGGAGCAGCUGGAGAAGCUGCGGCUGCUGAGCUCCUUCUCCAGGCAGGUGCUGCAGCAGCACCUGGUGGAGGCGGCCACGAGGCUGAGCGAGGUGCACGGGCGCUGCCUCAACAUCUUCAUCAACCAGGCCUUCGACAUGCAGCGCGACCUGCAGAUCACCCCCAAGAGGCUGGAGUACACGCGCAGGAAGGAGAACGAGCUCUACGAGUCGCUGAUGGGCAUCGCCAACCGCAAGCAGGAGGAGAUGAAGGAGAUGAUCGUGGACACCCUGGGGAAUAUGAAGGAGGAGCUGCUGGAGGAUGCUGCCAGCAUGGAGUUCCGAGACAUCAUCAUUCCCGAGAGCGGCGAGCCCGUCAGCUCCAAGGACAUCAAGCGCUGCAUCCAGCAGAUCCAGGAGCUGAUCAUCUCCCGGCUGAACCAGGCUGUGGCCAACAAACUGAUCAGCUCCGUGGAUUACCUGAGGGAGAGCUUCGUGGGCACCCUGGAGCGCUGCCUCAAGAGCCUGGAGGAGUCCUGGGAGGGCUCCGUGCACCCGCCCCGGGGGCUGGAGAAACCCCGGGAUGGCUCCGUGCACAUCACCAGCAACUAUCUCAAACAGAUCCUGAACGCAGCCUAUCACGUGGAGGUGACGUUCCACUCGGGCUCCACGGUGACCAGGAUGCUGUGGGAACAGAUCAAACAGAUAAUCCAGCGGAUCACGUGGGUCAGCCCCCCGGCCAUCACCAGCGACUGGAAGAGGAAGGUGGCCCAGGACGCCAUCGAGAGCCUCAGCGCCUCCAAGCUGGCCAAGAGCAUCUGCAGCCAGUUCCGCACGCGCCUCAACAGCUCCCACGAGGCCUUCGCCGCCUCCCUGCGCCAGCUGGAGGACGGCCACUCGGGCCGCCUGGAGAGGACCGAGGACCUGUGGCUGCGCGUCAGGAAGGAGCACGCGCCGCGGCUGGCCCGGCUGUCCCUGGAGAGCAGAUCCCUGCAGGACGUGCUGCUGCACGGGAAGCCCAAGCUGGGCAGGGAGCUGGGCCGAGGCCAGUACGGGGUGGUGUACCUGUGUGACAGCUGGGGGGGACACUUCCCCUGCGCCCUCAAAUCCGUCGUCCCUCCGGAUGAGAAACACUGGAACGACCUGGCACUGGAAUUUCACUACAUGAGGUCCCUGCAGUCCCACGAGAGGCUGGUGCACCUGCACGGCUCCGUUAUCGAUUAUGGCUACGGAGGAGGCUCCAGCAUUGCUGUGCUGCUGAUCAUGGAGAGGCUGCACAGGGACCUCUACACAGGGCUGAAGGCUGGGCUGGAGCUGGAGCCUCGGCUGCAGAUUGCGUUGGAUGUGGUGGAAGGGAUCCGCUACCUGCACAGCCAGGGCUUGGUGCACAGGGACAUCAAACUCAAAAACGUCCUGCUGGACAAAAAGAAUAGGGCCAAAAUCACAGAUCUGGGCUUCUGCAAACCCGAGGCGAUGAUGUCUGGCAGCAUCGUGGGCACCCCCAUCCACAUGGCUCCCGAGCUCUUCACAGGGAAAUACGACAAUUCCGUGGAUGUUUAUGCCUUUGGGAUCCUGUUCUGGUACCUCUGCUCGGGCCACGUGAAGUUACCUGAGGCUUUUGAGAGGUGUGCCAGCAAAGAUCACCUGUGGAACAACGUCAGGAGAGGGGUGCGUCCCGAGCGCCUGGCGGUGUUUGACGAGGAAUGCUGGCAGCUGAUGGAAGCCUGCUGGGACGGGGACUCCUCCCAGCGGCCUCUCCUGGGAAUCGUGCAGCCCAUGCUCCAGGGAAUCAUGGACCGGCUCUGCCGGGCCGCCUCCGAGCAUCCCAACAAAGGCCUGGACGACUCCACCUGAGCGGGAAUUGCGGCAGCGGUUCGGGAAUUGAGGCGGGAUUUUGGGAAUUCCAGCCCCGCCUCCGCCGCGGAGCUGCGAGCCAGCCCCGAGGGGGGACAGGGAGGGGCCCAGGGGGUGACAGCUCCAUCCCAAUCCCACCCCGUUACAUCCCUAUGGAAUUGGGACAGGGAGGGGCUCAGGGGGUGACAGCUCCAUCCCAAUCCCACCCUGUUACAUCCCUAUGGAAUUGUUUGGGACAGGGGGGUGACAGCUCCAUCCAGUCCCACCCUGUUCUCCCUAUGGAAUCGAGGGAUGGCAGAUGGAAAACCCAAACCCUUCGGGCCCGCGGGGGAGCUUUGCCAAUCCCACCCCAAGCCUUGGGGAGGGAUCCACGGGAUGGGACAAACCCCUUCCCAAAUCCCCAGGGGAGCCAUCCUGCUCCUCCCUGUGCCGCUGGCAGCGAUUCCAGAGUGCUUGGAGAGGAAGGAAAAGGCACCAGAGUUUAGGAUCGGGGCGUGUUGGGAAGCUCCGAGGAGCUGGAGAUGUUUACAUGGACAGGAGCGAAGCUUCCGUGUUUUUUUUUCUAUGGGGACUCGGAAAACCCCACCUGGAUAAGCUAUUGAUCCCUAAUCCCACCUUUCCCUCCUUUUCCCCCCUCUCCUUUGCUUCCUUCAGUUUCUUGGAGUGGCUGGAGAAGCCUUCCCCUGCUCCCGCCCUGCGUUCCUCGGAGGUUCCUCUUGGUAGCACCACAAAAAGUCCUUAAAAUUCUGGAUUCUUCCCUGGGGGAAAGUGCCAAAAUUCCUUAAAAAAAAAAAAAUCAGGAUUUGGGGCUUGGAAUUCCUGGGGUUGUCGUGGCAGUUUGAAACUGGGCUGAGUGUGCACAGGAAGAUUUUAAAAAACGAGGAUUUUUCCAGCUUUGUUUUUUUCCGAGUUGGAUGGGAAGAAAGAUCCUUCCUUCUUCCCCUCGCUUUCACUCCAGGCUGGAAUUUGGUUGGAAUAAAAUAAUAAUAAAAAAAAAUGGGGAUAGGGAAGAAGGGGGAUCCCGGGCAAGCUUGUCUUUCCCAAAUUCCUGGAAAUCCCAGUUUGCUUCCUGCAUUUUUGGGGUGGAACUGGAGCAGGAAACGCCCCUGGGCGGCUCCACGAGGAACUGAGGAGUUGGGAAUUCUCCCUGGAGUUGCCAGGGAAGAGGGAAGGUGGAAUUCCUUGGCUGAAAUUCCAGCGGCCGAGGAUGGGUUGAGUGGGAAUCUUCUCCUUUCUUUGUGCAAUAAAAAAUGGAUUCAGGAGCUUUUUAUGGAGAAAGAAAAAUAAAAACAAAACAAAAAAAAAAAAACACAAAAAAAACCAAAACAAAAAAA
Motacilla alba alba is the source of this 4254-nucleotide messenger RNA. RefSeq names its product dual serine/threonine and tyrosine protein kinase (gene DSTYK). Gene Ontology annotation, biological process: protein phosphorylation. The coding region runs from base 134 to 2920 and encodes 928 amino acids. Gene Ontology annotation, molecular function: ATP binding; protein kinase activity. NCBI's taxonomy places the organism in Eukaryota, Metazoa, Chordata, Aves, Passeriformes, Motacillidae. The transcript has 14 exons. The record is from RefSeq and is a predicted model, not a curated record.